Molecule: messenger RNA, 3818 nt
Organism: Myxocyprinus asiaticus (Chinese sucker)
Lineage: Eukaryota; Metazoa; Chordata; Actinopteri; Cypriniformes; Catostomidae
Product: mRNA-capping enzyme-like
Exons: 16
Coding region: 295-2091 (598 amino acids)
Biological process (GO): 7-methylguanosine mRNA capping; protein dephosphorylation
Molecular function (GO): mRNA 5'-triphosphate monophosphatase activity; protein tyrosine/serine/threonine phosphatase activity; mRNA guanylyltransferase activity
Source: RefSeq, a predicted model, not a curated record
CCGCCUAUAGUCACUGUCUUGUUUGAGAAGGUAAUGCAGGAGAACUGCGGGACAACGUGGAGAAUUUGUGUUAACUUGGUAAAAGAGCUUGAGAAGCGAGCGCCUCAUGGACCUUGUUUUCUGAACUCUGACCCGAGGAGGGCGCUUUCUACAACAUCCAGCUGUUGAUAAGUCUUUGAACCCCUAAAAUAACUAGGCUCGUGUUAAGGGCCCAGACAGCGGAUCACUGAAGAUCCACCAACCCGCUCUGAACACUUGAGCUACGGCGCAGCUGAACGCGAACUCUCGACCUGAAUGUCUCAACCCGGAGCGCCUCCUCGAUGGAUGAACUGCCCGAGAAGAGGACAACCUGUGGCUGGCAAAUUUCUCCCCAUGAAAACCAUGCUUGGGCCACGGUACGAUGAUAAAGUCCCUGAGGAGAACAGGUUUCACCCCAGCAUGCUGUCCAACUAUCUCAAGAGCUUAAAGGUGAAGAUGGGUUUGCUGGUGGACCUGACCAACACGAGCCGCUUCUAUGAUCGGGCAGAGAUAGAAAAGGAAGGAAUCAAAUACGUAAAGCUUGCCUGUAAAGGUCAUGCUGAAUGCCCUACAGUAGAGACGACAGACACAUUCAUCAGACUGUGUGAACCCUUCACUGAAAAAACACCCACAGAGCUCAUAGGCAUUCACUGCACACAUGGCUUCAACCGCACAGGCUUUUUAAUAUGUGCCUACCUGGUGGAGAAAAUGGACUGGAGUAUUGAAGCCGCGGUGGCAGCGUUUUCUCAGGCUCGGGCACCGGGAAUCUAUAAAGGAGAUUAUCUGAAGGAGCUCUUCCGUCGCUAUGGUGAUGUAGAGGACACCCCACCUGCGCCUGCCCUCCCUGAGUGGUGCUUUGAUGAAGAGGAGGAUGAAGGUGUGGAUGAUGAUGGAAACACCAUCAAUCAGGCGGCGGAGCCCAGCUCCUCACACUCCACUCACGGCAAAAAGAAGAAGAAGGAACGACUGAAACUGGGGGCUGUGUUUCUGGAGGGGGUGUCCGUCAAAGGAGUCUCUCAAGUCACGUCACAACCCAAACUCGGCGAGAUCCAGCGAAAAUGCCAGGAGUUUUCUGAGUGGGACAAAUCUGGGUUUCCUGGUGCUCAGCCUGUGUCGAUGGACCGAAGGAAUAUUCGUCUGAUAGAGCAGAAUGUGUAUAAGGUCAGCUGGAAGGCAGACGGGACACGGUACAUGAUGUUAAUCGAUGGUAAAAAUGAAGUGUACAUGAUUGACAGAGACAACUCAGUGUUUCUCAUAGUAAACCUGGAGUUUCCUUUCCGGAAGGAUCUACGCAUUCACCUCUCCAACACGUUAUUGGAUGGGGAGAUGAUUAUCGACAAAGUGAAUGGUCAGCCUGUCCCACGUUAUCUCAUCUACGACAUCAUUAAAUUUAAUGGUCAGCCCGUCGGUCAGUGUGACUUUGACAGACGUUUGCUGUGUAUUGUGAAGGAGAUCAUCUCCCCUCGCUCUGAGAAGAUUAGAUUGGGCCAGAUCGACAAAAGCAAGGAGCCGUUCAGCGUCAGAAACAAGCCUUUCUUCGACAUUCACGCUGCACGCAAGCUGUUGGAGGGCAGUUUCACCUCUCAGGUGAGCCAUGAAGUGGAUGGCCUGAUCUUCCAGCCGAUAGGGAAAUAUAAGCCAGGCCGGUGUGAUGAUAUUCUGAAGUGGAAGCCGCCGAGCCUAAACUCUGUCGAUUUCAGACUCAAGAUCACCAAAGUUGGCGGGGAGGGACUGAUUCCUCAGAUGGUGGGGCUUCUGUAUGUGGGCGGACAUGAUGUGCCCUUAGCACAAAUGAAGGUGACAAAGGAUCUGAAACAGUAUGAUAAUAAAAUCAUAGAGUGCACAUUCGCCAAUAACACCUGGGUAUUUAUGCGGCAGAGAAUUGACAAGAGCUUCCCCAACUCAUAUGACACAGCUAUGGCUGUGUGCAACAGUAUCAAACAUCCUGUCACCAAGGAAAUUCUCUUCGAGUUUCUGGACCGAUGCGCGCAGAUGCAGUCACGCAAACAUCCACCUGACUCUGAACUCAUGCCUCCACCACCACCAAAGAGACCAAACCACACCAUACCAUAAUGACACAACACCGCCGGAGCAGAACUUAAGCAGUUACAUAUUUUUUUUAUUCCUGAAAUACUCUGCCGGUCCACACCGCAAGAGACUUUUGGAGAAUGUUUUGAUUUUUGGCCUCACUGGGCUUCUGCUGAUGAGUGAAUCUAUUUAAAGACAUUUUUCAGGGAGCUUGUUUCAACAAUGAGUUCUUAUUUAAAAUAAUAAAAGUAAAAAUGGAUUGGUUUGCAUUUGUUUCCUUUAUCAUGAUCUGUAUUUGUUACAGUGUGUCCUUUGCAGUUAUUUGUUUUUUUUUAUUGACGAACAGUAAAGUGUGCUAGAUUUGUCUACCCGCAGGUUGUCUAGAUUAAAGAAUAAGUCACCCAAAAAGGAAAUUUCUGUCAUUAUUCCAAAGCCAUAUGCUGUUAUUUUUCAGUAAAACACAAAAGUUUUUUUUUUUUUUAAAGAAUCUUCACGCAGCUCAAACUCAAGAAGUUGAUACGACUAGUGCACUAUAUUCCAAGUGGUCUGAAGCCAUAUGAUCUCUGUGAUCUGUCUUAAGUUUUUCACUCUCAAAUAAAAUAUGGCGACAACAGCGCAGGUUGGAUGUCAAUAACAUCCUUUUUGUGUGUCCCAUGACUAAAUGUCAUGACAUCAAAACUGCGGCAUAGUCACUAUUUGAAUUGGACACGGCUAGCGGGAGUUGAUCAAUGAUUUGAUUUGAGAGUCAAUAACAAAAAAUGUUUCUGUUCAUCACACAAAUAGUUUGUAUUGGCUACUUUUAUUGUGGUUUUAUGGUUGGGGGGUUGGGGUUCCUUUUUUGAGCAGCCUCUAGUCACCAUCCACUUUAAUUAUACCAAAGGAAAAGAGCUUUUUUAAAUAUUUCUAUUGUGUUCAAUGGAAGAAAGCAGGUACAACAGGUUUGGAACAACAUGAGGGUUAGUAAAUCAUUUUCAUUUUUUAUACUGUUUUAUACUGGUAUACUGUUCCUUUAAAUCUUAUUUCUGUCUGCAUUCAGAUUAGAAAAAUAGGGCGGCAACGCACUGCAUCAGGUUUGAUGUCAUGGAUGCCAUUGGUUCUUGUAAGUGUCAUAACCAAAUGCAAUGUGCCAGUUUGAAUAUACAGAAUGUAGAAUAAUGAUUGAGAGCUGCCUCGGAGGGGAAGAUUUUCAGUGAAUAGUGAUUUAAAUUUGGGUCUGUUCCUCACACAAAGCUAUUGUAUGUCUUCAAUGAUUUGGACUACUUUUAUGAUGCUUUCAUUAUGCUUUUUGGACCUGUAUGGAACUUGACAGCCGUGGUUGCUAUUAACAGGAAAAGAGGUAAUGAAGAUUCUUAAAUCUCAUUUCAUGUCCCAUGAAAAAAUAACGGCAUACAGGUUUGGAGCAACAUGUUGGUAAAUAAAUACUAAGAGUGUUUUCACUUUGUUAAACUAUUCCUGACAUUUUUGAGUGAAACCUGACAUUGAAAACUGAGUGUUAGCAAUUUUCUCAAAUUUCACCAAUUCUGGAAUUAUUUAUGAUAAAUCAUUUGAAACCUAGAAUAGAUUAGCAUUUCAGUUGCUCUGUUUGUACAGUUAUUAAUUCAUAUGCUAUUGUUUUAUGAUCAUGUAUUUUUUAGGUGAGAGUGUUUUGUAUGUCAGUUUGUCUGGAUGUUUUUAAAAUCUUGCCCCAACCUUUUUUCUCGUGUUUUGUUUCUUGAAAAAAUGGCUGGUGCGUUUAAGUUUUUGCUGGAUUCAUUGCUUAAUGUUUUUGUUUU